CUCAGUGAGUGCAUGACAUUUAUCCAAAGAGAAGACAACUGAGAAAACCCUUCUUCAGAACUACUGAACUUGCUCUUCAUCUUCGUCUUCAUCAUCUUCAAUGGCAAUGGCAACACCUACAUUACCAACUAUCAACCUAAUGUAGCAUAAUAUCAAUACCCCUUUCUUUUUGCGUAACACUCCCAUGUCUUCCCCUUUCCUCCUCCGUUAUCCUCCUUCCUCAUCUCCCUUCCCACAAUCCCUAAACCCCAAAUUCAGAACCUUUCCCAUACGCCUCAAUUCCACUUCCAUUGUAUCAUCCCAAAUUCAAACACCAGAACCCGAAAAUGACGACAACAAAGAUAAAACUCGCAACAAAAACCUCAGUUUCCUCAAGCUUACAGUGACCCUUACUGUUAUCUCUGCUUCCCUGCCACAAGCCACCACCCUUGCUGCUGAAUCCGCCGUGAAGGGAAAGAAAAGGGCACCCAAAAAGGCCGAAGCUUUGACGCUGGAGGAGCUGAAGUCAUGGGCUCAGGGUCUUCCAGUGGUCUCUGAUCGUCUUCCCUACAGCGAAAUUAUUGAACUAAAGAAGGCUGAGAAGCUCAGACACAUAAUUAAGCCCGGUUCUAUAAACUUGAGGCAAAAGGCCGAACCAGUUCUGGUGGUUCUAGAAGACUCUAGAGUGUUCAGGACGGUUUUGCCAUCGUUUGAGACUCAUAGGAAGUUUUGGGAAUCAUGGGAUGAAUUAAAAAUUGGUUCUUUGUGUAUGAAUACAUACACACCACCCCUUAAGAGGCCUAACUUGCCCCUUCCUAUAUGGGCAAGGGGUCCGGUGCUACCUGCUAUUGAAAAGUUUAUGCUUAAGCUUGCUGAGAAGAAACCGAAGAUAGAAUCCAAGAAGGCGAAAGAGUAUAGGGAGAUGAGGAUGGAACUUAAGAGGCAGAGGGAAGAGGAGCUGAAAGCUAUGAGGGAAGAGAGGAAGGAGUUGGAGAGGGCCAAGAAGGCGCAGAGGAAGGCCGAGGAGAGGCGGCGAAAGAAGGAGAUAAGGAAGAGGAAGUAUCAGGAGUCAUUGAUUCGGGCAAGGGAUAAUUAUGUGAGGAUGGCUGAUCUUUGGUAUGAUUUGGCAAAUAAUCCUAAUGUUGUCAAUGCACUUGGCUUGGUUUUCUUCUACAUUUUCUAUAGGAUUGUGGUGCUUAAUUAUAGGAAGCAAAAGAAGGAUUAUGAGGAUAGGCUUAAGAUUGAGAGAGCUGAGGCUGAGGAGAGAAGGAAGAUGAGGGAGUUGGAGAAGGAGAUGGAGGGUGUUGAACGUGAUGAUGAUGAUGAUGAGAGUGAGCAUGAGAAAGGGGAGGAGCAGAAUGAUUAUUUGAAGAUGGCAAAGCAGUUUAUGAAGUCGGGGGCACGCAUUCGGAGAGCUAAGAACAAGAGUCUUCCUCAGUAUUUAGAGAGAGGUGUAGAUGUGAAGUUUAGUGAUGUUGCAGGGCUGGGUAAGAUACGUCUUGAAUUGGAGGAGAUUGUCAAGUUCUUUACUCACGGGGAAAUGUACCGAAGGAGAGGAGUGAAAAUACCAGGUGGUAUACUUCUUUGUGGCCCUCCUGGGGUGGGAAAGACAUUGCUGGCAAAAGCAGUGGCUGGUGAGGCAGGGGUUAAUUUCUUCUCUAUUUCCGCUUCACAAUUUGUGGAGAUAUACGUUGGUGUAGGGGCAUCUCGUGUGCGAGCACUGUACACGGAAGCCAGGGAAAAUGCUCCAUCUGUUGUCUUCAUUGAUGAGCUGGAUGCUGUGGGAAGGGAGCGUGGCUUGAUUAAGGGUUCAGGUGGACAGGAACGUGAUGCUACUCUCAAUCAGCUCUUGGUGUGCUUAGAUGGAUUUGAAGGAAGAGGAGAGGUGAUCACUAUUGCAUCCACCAAUCGACCAGACAUUCUGGAUCCUGCACUUGUGAGACCUGGUCGGUUUGAUCGAAAAAUAUUUAUUCCCAAGCCUGGCCUCAUUGGUCGCAUAGAAAUUCUAAAGGUCCAUGCUCGUAAAAAGCCAAUGGCAGAAGAUGUGGACUAUUUUGCUGUUGCUAGUAUGACUGAUGGCAUGGUUGGUGCAGAGCUAGCUAACAUAGUUGAGGUUGCUGCCAUCAACAUGAUGCGUGAUUCAAGGACUGAGAUUACUACUGAUGACUUGUUACAAGCUGCACAAAUGGAAGAAAGAGGAAUGCUGGAUAAAAAGGAGAGAAGCAUGGAGACUUGGAAGCAAGUAGCUAUUAAUGAGGCUGCAAUGGCUGUCGUAGCUGUGAACUUUCCUGAUCUUAAAAAUAUCGAGUUUGUCACAAUUGCUCCCAGAGCUGGUAGGGAAUUGGGUUAUGUGCGGGUGAAGAUGGAUCCUAUCAAAUUUAACGAAGGAAUGCUCACUCGACAAUCUGUCCUGGAUCAUAUUACCGUUCAACUAGCUCCCCGUGCAGCCGAUGAAAUUUGGUUUGGGAGUGGUCAAUUGAGUACGAUAUGGGCCGAAACUGCAGACAAUGCGAGGUCUGCAGCAAGGAUAUUUGUUCUUGGUGGGCUUUCAGAGAAGCACCAUGGAAUUACCAAUUUCUGGGUGGCAGACCGGAUAAACGACAUUGACUUGGAAGCAAUGCGGAUUGUGAACUUGUGUUAUGAACGCGCAAAAGAGAUCCUACAUGAAAAUAAAGUGCUGAUGGAUGCAGUGGUGAAUGAACUUGUUGAGAAGAAAAACAUAACAAAACAAGACUUCUUUCAUCUGGUGGACUUGCAUGGCUCCAUAAAACCAAUGCCUCCCAGCAUUCUUGACCUUAGAGCUGCCAAGCAAGAAUUCCAACAACUUCGUAAUGAUGAAAACCAGACAGUUUUGGAGAGCAACUCUUAAGAAAUGGCACAACCAAUUUUUAGACUAGUUUACUUUAUUGUCAUAUUUAUUGUACCUUAUAUAAAAAAAAUUAUUUUAUAAAAAAUAUUGUAAAAAUUAAAUUUCUAAUAUAUUAAAUACAUAAAAAAAUAUUAAAAUUUUUUA
This is a messenger RNA of Arachis stenosperma, 2992 nucleotides long. Its product is annotated as probable inactive ATP-dependent zinc metalloprotease FTSHI 2, chloroplastic. Gene Ontology annotation, cellular component: chloroplast thylakoid. The record is from RefSeq and is a predicted model, not a curated record. Gene Ontology annotation, biological process: proteolysis. Lineage: Eukaryota; Viridiplantae; Streptophyta; Magnoliopsida; Fabales; Fabaceae. Gene Ontology annotation, molecular function: ATP hydrolysis activity; ATP-dependent peptidase activity; ATP binding.